CUUCUAGCCGGGAUUACCUUUCUCACACCUGUCACCACUGAUGUCCCCGCAAGGAUGGAGGACGAGGCGGUACUGGAUAGAGGGGCUUCCUUCCUUAAGCAUGUUUGUGAUGAAGAAGAAGUGGAAGGUCAUCACACUAUUUACAUUGGGGUCCACGUGCCGAAGAGCUAUAGGAGAAGGAGGCGUCAUAGAAGAAGACCUGGGCACAAAGAAAAGAAAGAAAAGGAGAAAAUCUCCGAGAACUACUCCGACAAAUCAGACGUAGAGAACGCUGAUGAGACAAGCAGCAGCAUCCUUAAACCGCUCAUCUCCCCCGCUGCCGAACGCAUCCGCUUCAUCCUCGGAGAGGAAGAUGACAGCCCGGCGCCUCCGCAGCUCUUCACGGAGCUGGAUGAACUUCUGGCCGUCGACGGACAAGAGAUGGAAUGGAAGGAGACUGCAAGGUGGAUCAAGUUUGAGGAGAAGGUAGAACAAGGUGGGGAGCGAUGGAGCAAACCUCACGUGGCCACCUUGUCCCUGCACAGCUUGUUCGAGUUGAGGACGUGUAUAGAGAAAGGCUCAAUAAUGCUGGAUAUGGAGGCCUCUUCUCUCCCGCAGGUGGUGGAAAUGAUCGUUGACAAUCAGAUCGAGACGGGGCUUUUGAAAUCGGAACUGAAGGACAAAGUCACCUACACGCUGCUCAGGAAGCACCGGCACCAGACCAAGAAAUCCAACCUGCGCUCCCUGGCUGACAUUGGAAAGACCGUCUCCAGUGCAAGUAGGAUGUUUACCAACCCCGAUAAUGGCAGCCCAGCCAUGGCCCACAGAAACCUGACUUCCACCAGCCUGAAUGACAUCUCUGACAAGCCUGAGAAGGAUCAGCUGAAGAAUAAAUUCAUGAAGAAGUUGCCCCGUGAUGCCGAGGCCUCCAAUGUGCUGGUGGGGGAGGUGGACUUCCUGGAGAGUCCUUUCAUUGCCUUCGUCCGGCUGCAGCAGGCGGUCAUGUUGGGUGCUCUGACUGAAGUCCCCGUCCCUACCCGAUUUCUCUUCAUUCUGCUGGGACCGAAGGGCAAAGCAAAGUCCUAUCAUGAGAUCGGCCGAGCCAUCGCCACGCUGAUGUCGGAUGAGGUGUUCCACGACAUUGCCUAUAAAGCCAAGGACCGGCAGGACCUGAUCGCUGGCAUCGAUGAGUUUCUGGAUGAAGUCAUUGUGCUCCCCCCUGGGGAAUGGGAUCCAGCCAUUAGGAUAGAGCCCCCCAAGUCUCUUCCUUCUUCAGAUAAAAGGAAAAACAUGUACUCUGGUGGAGAAAAUCUGCAGAUGAAUGGAGACACGCCUCACGACGGAGGACACGGCGGCGGGGGCCACGGGGACUGUGAAGAGCUGCAACGCACUGGCAGAUUCUGCGGUGGCUUAAUCAAAGACAUAAAGAGGAAAGCACCGUUCUUCGCCAGCGACUUCUAUGACGCUUUAAAUAUUCAAGCCCUUUCAGCCGUUCUUUUCAUCUACCUGGCCACAGUGACCAACGCCAUCACUUUUGGAGGGUUGCUUGGUGACGCUACGGAAAACAUGCAGGGCGUCUUGGAGAGCUUUCUGGGCACGGCGGUCACCGGUGCGAUAUUUUGCCUUUUUGCUGGUCAGCCACUCACAAUUUUGAGCAGCACAGGACCUGUCCUUGUCUUUGAACGGCUUCUCUUUAAUUUCAGCAAGUAAGUACAAG
This is a messenger RNA of Phaethon lepturus (White-tailed tropicbird), 1696 nucleotides long. RefSeq names its product solute carrier family 4 (sodium bicarbonate cotransporter), member 4 (gene SLC4A4). Bases 55 to 1689 code for a protein of 544 amino acids. NCBI's taxonomy places the organism in Eukaryota, Metazoa, Chordata, Aves, Phaethontiformes, Phaethontidae. Gene Ontology annotation, molecular function: monoatomic anion transmembrane transporter activity; solute:inorganic anion antiporter activity; sodium:bicarbonate symporter activity. The record is from RefSeq and is a predicted model, not a curated record. The transcript is spliced from 13 exons. Gene Ontology annotation, cellular component: basolateral plasma membrane; plasma membrane. Gene Ontology annotation, biological process: regulation of intracellular pH; bicarbonate transport; transmembrane transport.